Mycena indigotica is the source of this 3303-nucleotide messenger RNA. Its product is annotated as OPT oligopeptide transporter. Lineage: Eukaryota; Fungi; Basidiomycota; Agaricomycetes; Agaricales; Mycenaceae. The record is from RefSeq and is a predicted model, not a curated record. The transcript is spliced from 4 exons. Bases 1 to 3303 code for a protein of 1100 amino acids.
AUGUCACGACAACCUACAGAAUCACCCACCAACGGCUCAUCAGUUGCAGGUGUUGAAUCACUUCUGGAGCAACUACAACAACAAUCUGAAGAGCCGUCCUCUGGCUCACAAGGCCGGCGCAUGUCGAAGGACUCUGAGGGGUAUCCUUCCUGGCUUCCCAAGCGACCUCUCCACCCUGCCCCCGCCUCAACCGUCCAUGGAUCAGUCAGCGACGGUCAGUUUAUUGGCGGUCGCAAACCCACUCCACGUUCAGUGCGGAUUGUCAGCAUGCAAGACGCGUCAGUAGAUCGGAGGGAGCCUACAGACCAAACAAAAGUUAACAUUCCACCACCUCGAGUCUGGUCUCGUGGGAUGGGGACCCCUCUGGUUGUCGCAGCUCCAGAACCUCAGCCUCCCCAACCACGCUUUCACGCUACUGGUCUCCAUCUCGAACUCCUUCGUAACCCCGGACUCAAAUCACGACUUCACUUCUAUCUUUUCCCCUUCUUGGUCCUCGCCCAUAUUCCUCUCCAAACUUUUUUUGACUUCAACGCCGUGUUCAUGUUGAUCCAGAUUUCCAAGUCUCCGAACCCACAAGCGCCAGGUGUGCCUGGCUCUGGUCGGAACUGGACGUUUGCUGCCGCGGCUUACGUCGCUUGCUGGCUUGUUUGGAUUUUUCCGGUCGUCCUUGUCUAUGAGCUUGUUUAUUCCUUCGUGCGGAGAUGGCGCGUCCGACGCCCAGUGGUACUCCCUCUUUAUCUCUCCUCAUCAGGAUAUAAUUUUGUUUGCAUGACCUCCUUUACAAACUUUUGUUUUAUGCAGCAUCUUCGUCGCGCCGCUUUUUUUGGCGAACGAGGAAGUUGGCGAGAUGGUAUGGCGGAAACCUUCUGGUUCUAUUCGCAGAAUCUGCCGACCGUUGCUCUGCUUUUGCCGCGUGCGGGACUGUGCCUCGCACUUCUUCUAGCCUUUUCGACUCCUGACGCUGGAAUCGUGGCUUUGGCUGAUGCUGGACUGAACCACCGAGACAAAACUUUCUUCCGAGUCCAUGAUGGCACGCUCACUAGCUAUGCUCGUGGCGUAUUGAUCGCAAACGCAGCUUGGACUGCAUGGAGGGCCCUUGUGGUUCUCUGUAGUUGGAUUGGUCUUUGGAUAAUGAGUGGAACCGGCUGUGCUGGUCUUUGUGGCCCCCGGAGUCGCUGGGAAGAAGAGGAUGCAGAGAAGACGAUAUCGGUUUACAGCGACAACGUGUCAGAUUUGGAAUCUCUCCCAUGGCAAUGGCGAGAGGCGACGGCCUUACGGGUACAAGAAGCUUUCGAGUUUUGCCUCACCGUCAAACAACGAUGGAGCAGACGUGACAAAGAGAAGAAGGAUAUCACGGAGACAGGCGAUGUUAUUGGCGAGGCCCCAAUUGCGUAUGAAGGAAUGGAGCGAGUCAUGGCCGUUGCUGGAUUUCCUUCAGUUCCUCCGCCUGCUCGACGCGGAGUUCUUUCUGGUGAUUUGUUCGACAGUCCAGUUGCCAAAUCACCUGAAUUUGGCGACAUUAUACCGAAAGUUGCCAGACGAUCUUCGAAGGAGCGCGAAAGCGAGGGUCCACUGAUGACUCUUCCAUAUCCAUUCACUGGUCCUAAAGCCCAGAUGUCGUCGCAAGAUCGGGUGCCGUUCCCGCCAUCACCUCGGCCAUCAGCCGACAAGAACGGCAGCAGCGGCAGUUUGGAUGACGGUAACGAGGAAGUGGAUGAUGAUGAUGAUGACGAGGAGGAGGAGGAAGAUGACGAAGAUGAGCUGGUUCUAGGCAGCGAAGAGCCGUCGUCUGGCCGUGCUUCCGGUUCAAUGUCAAGUCUCGGUCACCCCGUCACAUCACGUUAUCCGUUCCAAUUCAGGCGACCCGGCCGGGGAACCAGCGGUUCAUCGCAUGCAUCGCCGACCAACACUUCUCGCCAUACGCAUACACAUUCGCAAAGUACCGGAACUGGACCUAAUGCUCGCUCACUGCUUUCCCAAUCCACUGGCAACCGUGAAUCCAGUGACUCUCAUGCUCCUAGAUCACAACAUUCUGCCAGUGCGAGUAGUUCGUCAAUGCCAGCAAAGUCGCAACAUAGCGCAAGUGCAAGUAGCGCUUCGCUGGGAAUACCUAUGCCACCUCGUCAUCCCCAGCAAGGACGGGCCAGGGGUCGCGGUAGAACUCGCGCAGGUACUGUUCCGGCACCGUCAACAUCAUCGUCGUCUAUUUCUAUGCCUCCGCCUACCCCAGUCGACUUCCCUCGUCGGCCAAGAGCAAGAACCGGUGAAACUUUGCAACCGCAACCAGCUGUGGGACCAAAUGAGUCAUUCGAGGUAGCUUCGGACGAAGACAAUGAAGAUGAAGAUGAACGCGAAGACCAACUUGGAUUGCUGACUGGCUCGGCGUCUCCCAGUCCGAGAACUUCACUCAGACAACGAGCCAGUAACAUCUCACUCUCGUUGUCGGCUCCGCAGAGGCGAACCUCGAGGUAUAGCAGCUCACAGUCGGGAUCUGGCAGUGGCAACUCCCGCUCAAGGACCCAAUCGCACAGUGGAUCGUCAUCAGCAAGGUCAAGGGCGGACUCGCUGAAUGCAGUGCGCUCCAGGGCGCAAUCACUUUUACAAAACAUGGGUCACAAUGUAGGGCUUGGUGCUGGCUCAUUCGAGGGUGUGGGAAUGCGGAUACGAGCCAACUCGUCGAUGGCCCGACUUGAAGAGGACAUGAACUCAGAGCCCGGGAGAUCUCGCUCUGGAAGUAAUGCGAAUACGCAUUCACGCUCUGGAAGCGGCUCUGAUGGACUAAUGAGCAGCGGAGAAAACAACACUUUCGGCCAUCCGCUGCGAACUCAAUGGCAUGAUGUUGCUGGAGUUCCACCUUCACCCGUGCCUGAAGGCUCCUCUGAGCAUAGCGACAACGCGUCCGACAUGUCGGAUCAUCAAGAAGUUGAACAUUCUCAACUGCAACCCGCCCAAUCUCGUUCAACAGUCUUCUCUGCGCCGUCGUUUGUUACUGAACAACCGUCAGAAGGCACCAUUUCGCGAUCUCCCAGUGCUGGGAGAGUUGCACCAGAGCCCGCGGGUAUUCCUAUACCUAUUAUUCGCACUGGACUCGCUCCUCCUGAAGGGGGAGAAUCGUCAAGCAGUUACCCCGACCUCAGUAGUGCUCCACAGUCAUUUGUGACGGCACCCGCUACCAUUGAAGGCGCCACUACGGAAUCAAGCGGUCGGACUGUCUCUAGCUGGGAUGCCUCCCAUAUGCAUAUGGGAACUGGCGGUGGACGUGGUCCUCCAGAAGGCACUUGGCGCCAUCCUGGCCCCGCUUAA